Stegastes partitus (bicolor damselfish) is the source of this 1017-nucleotide messenger RNA. Its product is annotated as tripartite motif-containing protein 16-like. The annotation marks the transcript as partial. NCBI's taxonomy places the organism in Eukaryota, Metazoa, Chordata, Actinopteri, Pomacentridae. The record is from RefSeq and is a predicted model, not a curated record. The transcript is spliced from 2 exons. Gene Ontology annotation, molecular function: zinc ion binding.
GUGGCAGCUUCUGCUCUCAGGCCCGAUCCAGCCCCUGUUUGCAUUUUGUUCUGGACUUUCCACUUAUUUGCAUGUGAGAUAGGAAGCAGGUGAGCAGACAAAAGGCUGCAGGAAUGACUUCCUCAGUUUCUAUCUGGACUGUCUGAUCAUUCGGAGGAACAAUGCAGGCGCUGACUUCAUCAGAGGAGCCUGUGAGGGAGUGCAACCCUACACCUCAGUGUUGUGCUCAGCGCCGGAGCUCCACCCUGCGGCUUCGUGUCUGAUUGUGUGCGGGGGUGUUGCACUGCUGAAGGGGCGGGAGGCUGAAACUGUGAGCUGACGUCCACAGCAUCUAGGUGUGGCUUCGCAGGCUCUUCAGUGGGAUCCAGGAACUGCCGGCACUCAGACGCAGCAGCGGUUUGCAGAGGAAUCAUGGCAGAUACAGCAGCAGAGGAAGCAGCUCCCAAAUCCAAACAGCUGUGCGGCAGCUGCUCAGGUGAGCUGAGCGGAGUCGACGGAGACAAGGGAUGUCCAGAGUGUGUGAAGAAACAGAACGGGGCCCCCGAGGCCCCCGAGGCCCCCGAGGCCCCUGUGAUCAGCAGCAAAGAGAAGCAGAACCAGGACCCGAAGGCGGCCGAGGAGACCAAGAUCCAAGAAGACCUGAAGGAGUCCGAGGACGACAAGAAGGAGGACGAGGAGCCCAAAGAAGAGGAGGUGAAGGAGGAGCCGCUGGGCCCCGAUGAUGUGGUGUGCGACUCCUGCAUCGAGAGCCCCUGCAGGGCCCAGAAGUCCUGCCUCACCUGCCUGGUGUCGUACUGCGAGGCCCACCUCCGGCCUCACCUGGAGAACCCCAAGUUCCAGAACCACCGUCUGGUGGAGCCGCUGAGGGACAUCGAGCGUCGGACCUGCGAGAGCCACAAGUGGCCGCUGGAGCUGUUCUGCUGCGCCGACGGCUGCUGCGUCUGUCAGGACUGCGUGACGGAGGAGCACCGGGGCCACAACACGGUACCGGUGGAGGAGGCCCGGCGCCGCAUCGAG